AUGGCUAACUACACAUUUAAAAUAGUCACCUCCGAUUGUAGAUUCUGGGAUGUUGAAAGUGAGUCUUGGUCUACAGCAGGAUGCGAGGUCAGUCCUAUAUCAAAUAGCAAAUUCACCAGGUGUUUGUGCAAUCAUUUAACAUCUUUUGCCUCUGGUGUAUUUGUACCUCCUAACCAAAUCAACUUUGAUACCGUCUUUGAUGAUCUUGGUGCUAAACUGCUGGAUAAUAACGCUGUACUAAUAACCAUAUCUUGUAUGAUAUUUGUCUAUCUGGUGGCAAGUGUCUGGGCCAGGAGAAAAGACAAGCAAGAUGUAGAAAAGUGGGGAGUGGCACCAUUGGCUGAUAAUGUAAUUGGGGAUCGAUACUUCUAUCAGUUAAGUGUCCAUACCGGAAUGAGGGGAUCAGCUGGUACUAGAUCUCGAGUUAGUUUUGUUCUAUCUGGUGAUGGAGGGGACACUGGUGUCAGGCAGCUUAUAGAUGAAAAGGGCAAAAAGGUAUUCAACAGAUCAAGUGUCAACCAAUACGUAAUGGGAGUUCCAAAAGGUCUUGGUCCUUUAUCAUACCUGAGAAUCUGGCAUGAUAAUUCUGGGAAGAAGAAGCAUCAAGGCUGGUAUCUUAGUAAAGUCAUUGUGACAGAUCUUCAAACAAACCAAAUAUAUUUCUUUCUGUGCAAUCGAUGGUUGGCUGUAGAGGAAGAUGAUGGUAUGAUCGACAGAAUACUUCCGGUUGCUGGAAAUAGUGACGUUACAAACUUUAACCACCUUUUCUUCUCUCAAACAAAAAAGAAUUUCACUGAUUCACAUUUAUGGAUUUCCGUAUUCUCUCGACCACAGAAAAGCUACUUUACAAGAGUUCAACGCGUUGGUUGUAUUCUAUCAUUAGUAUUUACAACCAUGAUGGCCGAUGCCAUGUUCUAUAAAGUCAGUGACAACAUGGAGAACACAAUGUCGUUCGAAAUC
This is a messenger RNA of Lottia gigantea (owl limpet), 960 nucleotides long. RefSeq lists its product as hypothetical. The record is from RefSeq and is a predicted model, not a curated record. NCBI's taxonomy places the organism in Eukaryota, Metazoa, Mollusca, Gastropoda, Lottiidae. The annotation marks the transcript as partial. Gene Ontology annotation, molecular function: calcium channel activity; protein binding. Gene Ontology annotation, cellular component: membrane. The transcript has 5 exons. Gene Ontology annotation, biological process: detection of mechanical stimulus.